Molecule: messenger RNA, 501 nt
Organism: Hyaloperonospora brassicae
Lineage: Eukaryota; Oomycota; Peronosporomycetes; Peronosporales; Peronosporaceae
Source: the annotation of a GenBank genome assembly
AUGAGCUCAGACGGCGGCAGCAAGAAGAAGGCGGCGCCCAAGUCGCGCAAGCGCAAGACGAGUGACGCGGGCACUACGACUGGCAAGUCGCUUCUCGUGCCGGGGAAGCGCUUGCUCACCGACGCGGAUUCCGCGCUCGCCGGGAGCGACUGCUACACGGACGUCCAGACAGGUCCAGCAGCUCAAUUGAAGCCACUGGCGCGUGGCGAGUUAACGGACAGCAUUAAGCACAUGCUCUUUGGCUUUGGCGACGCGAACGAGCCGCUCGAGGAGACGGCAUACCUCAUGGAAGAGUUUGUCGUGGAAUACGUGCACGCGAUGACGAAGAAGGCAAUGGACCUUGCGUCCAUCAAGGGCAAACUGGACACCGAGUGCUUUAUCUUUCUCAUCCGCAAAGAUCCCGCGCGCUACGAGCGCGUUGCUGAGCUCUUGCGCGCGAACGACGAGUUCCGCGCGGCCCUGAAUAGCGGCUUUGACCCGAGCGACGAGAAAAUGUACUGA